AUGUCUUCUCACAAGACUUUUAGAAUCAAGAGAUUCCUGGCCAAGAAACAAAAACAGAAUUGUCUCGUUCCCCAAUGGAUUCAGAUGAAAACAAGUAAUAAAAUCAGGUGCAACUCCAAGAAACAUUGGAAAUGAACCAAGUUGGGUCUAUAA
Diceros bicornis minor is the source of this 153-nucleotide messenger RNA. Its product is annotated as large ribosomal subunit protein eL39-like. Gene Ontology annotation, molecular function: structural constituent of ribosome. The record is from RefSeq and is a predicted model, not a curated record. Gene Ontology annotation, cellular component: ribosome; cytosolic large ribosomal subunit. Gene Ontology annotation, biological process: translation. NCBI's taxonomy places the organism in Eukaryota, Metazoa, Chordata, Mammalia, Perissodactyla, Rhinocerotidae.